This is a messenger RNA of Pseudopipra pipra, 995 nucleotides long. Its product is annotated as caskin-1-like. The annotation marks the transcript as partial. The transcript has 2 exons. NCBI's taxonomy places the organism in Eukaryota, Metazoa, Chordata, Aves, Passeriformes, Pipridae. The record is from RefSeq and is a predicted model, not a curated record.
GACCCCCCAAAAUCCCCCCCGUGCCCCCUCCUCACUCACCCUCUCCCCUCUGUUUUUCCCCCCAGGCCCCUCCAUGGACCCCCAGGACCCCCCAAAACCCCCGGAUCCCGCCUGGAUCCCCACUCCUGACCCCCCCAGGACCCCCAGGACCCCCCCAAAUCCCAGCUCUCUCCCACGCCCACCCCGCCCGGCUCCGGGCCCUGCAGGCCCUGGUUGCCCUUUCCGAGGCCUUGGCUGAGCCCGAAUCCCUGGACUCGGCGCUGGCGGAGGCCGGGAAGGCCCUGGAGGAGGCCGAGGGGGUCCUGGGGCAGCUGCGGGGGGUCCUGGACGCCCAGCUGGCCGCGGCGGCUCCGGCCACGGCGCCGGACGAGGACCCCGGGCUGUUCCGGGCGCUGGCGGCGCUGGCCCAGGCGGCGGCCGACGACACCCAGAGGGAGCUGGACGGGAUCCGCCUCCGCCGCAGGCUCUUCCAGGCCGGGCAGGGCCUGGUCGUGGCCCUGCUGGUCGUCAUCAGCCCCAUCAUGUCCCUGGACUGGGCCCGCCAGGCCCUGGGCGUGUCCCCCGAGGGCCACCUGGUCCCGUUGCUGGCGGCCUUGGCCGCGCUGUGCGAGGUGGCCCUGCGCUCCCUGGCCGCGUCGCGGCGUCACCUGGCCGAGGCCCGGGGCCACCAGCGCCGGCUGGCCCUGCGCCACCGCGCCCGCGCCGACCACAUCGCCGCCGCCCGGGCCGCCCUGGAGGCCGCCAGGGCCACCGGCGGCCACGUGGCCGCCGCCCUGGCCGGGCUGGGCCAGGUGGCGACGCACCUGAGGGAUUUGGUGGCCGCGGUGGCGAGGGACGCCGGGGUGGCCCGGCUGCUGGGGACGCGCCCGGCCACCUUCCCGGAGAGCAGGAGGGUCCUCGGGGACAUCGCGGUGGCCUUGGGGACGUCCGGGGGGGAUGGGGAGGUGGAGGAGGUGAGGAGGAGGUUGGGGGAGGUGGCGGAGGGGGAGGGGUGA